UCUUCCAGCUCCGUGUCCCCCAACUAAUCUCACUGCCACUGCCGAGUGUGGCACCAAUUCGGGAACGCUGACCUGGGCGCCGAGUAUGCACGCUGUCUCCUACACGGCCACAGUGACCGGUACCCACGGUCACGUGGUUUCCUGUUCUUCCAACAUAACGACUUGCUCUGUGAAGCUGGACUGUGGACAUCAGUACUCUGCGUUUGUGGUUGCCUCCAGUGCGACCUGCAACAGCAGUGCGGGGGAAACCUUUACAUUUACCUCAGCUCCCUGUCUACCUGACCGAGUGGUAGCAGAACUGGACUGCAACGUCAACUCCUUCGCAGUGAAGUGGAGGGGGAGCAUCGGCGAUGCUGGGUCUUAUACUGCAAUCGCCAUCGGCAGCGACGGCACACGUGCGACUUGUAACUCAACCAACACAAACUGCACCAUCAAGAACCUGACAUGUGGCCUCACCUACAGCAUCGUCAUCACGACACCGUCGGUCGACUGCGGCACCAUUGAGGGCUCCGACUACAGCGUGCAGUCAGCCGCCUGUAAACCGGACAACGUGACGGUGGACCUGGAGUGCAGCACUAACUCAGCGUCUGUGAUGUGGGGGAACUCGGGUCCAAACCAGACUCAGGUGGUGACGGCGGUCGACAGCACAGGAGGGAUCAGAACCUGCAACUCCAGCGGCUCCGUCUGCAUGUUCGACCGGCUGACCUGCGGAGAGACGUACAUUAUCAGUGUGGUCGGCCACACAAACUCCUGCAGCAGUGAGCCGGCUGUUGCACAACAGCUCAAAACAGCUCCGUGUGUUCCCACCCACCUCACAGAACAAGGGGACUGUCUGACCGGCAUCACCGUGGUCAUGUGGGACUCUGCACGUGGCGCCACAUCUUACACGGUUUACGCUCGGGGCAGCCUCGGCCACGAUGCUGAGUGCACCAGCACAGACACCAACUGCAACUUCCCUAACCUGGCAUGUGGCCAGGACUACAACAUCACUGCGGUGGCUCGGCACGACUCCUGCGUCAGUUUGGUCAGCGAGAACAUCACGACCACUACAGGUCCUUGUCCCCACAGUGCUCUGGAGGCAACUCUGGACUGCAACACCAACACAGCCCUGGUGUCCUGGACGCCCGGCAGCGGCAUAAUGUACUACAACGCCUCAGCCGAUGCCUUCAACAUCGCACAUAAGCAGACCUGCUCCACCAGCGGUAACUCCUGUAACAUCACGUCUCUGCACUGUGGGGAGAGCUACAAGGUGAGCGUCAGCGGACAGGGACAGAACUGCCUCAGCCCGGGCCUGGACUGGCACAUAAUCAACACAGCUCCCUGCCCCCCCACCGACCUCAUGGUCAACUCUUCCUGCCGAUCAAACAAUGUGGUGGUGUCGUGGCAGGCCUCGCAGGGCUCCUUCUCCUACAUGGCUGUGGCGGUGGAUGCACAGGGCCACCGGUGGUCCUGCAACACCAGCAGCACCAGCUGCCAGAUACCCAGUCUGCUCUGUGGACAGCAGUACCAGGUCUAUGCUGUGGGUUCGGAUGGAAACUGUUUUGGAGCCAAAAGUAACAUUAAAGUGAUUCGCACAGCUCCGUGUGUUCCACAGAACAUACAGAACAACCUCGACUGUCCUGCAGGUGUCCUCAAUGUCACCUGGCAGUCGACAGGUCACUUUGUAAAGUUCCGUGCCUCCGUGGCGAGCGGCGGAGUUCACGUCAGCACCUGCACAACAGAUAAGCAUCACUGCGUGGUGCCCAACAUGCAGUGUGAUCUGACCUAUGAUGUCACAGUGGCGGCUGAAGAUGAAGCCUGCAACAGCUCCCAGAGCCCCACGGUCCAGGUCCUCACAGCUCCGUGCCCUCUGUCGUCCUUCCUGCCCGCUGUCAACUGCAGCACCGGCGUUGUGUCUGUAACCUGGAACAACAGCGCGGCGGGAGUCGAGUACACGGUGUCAGCGGUUAACAACACAGGUCAUACACACAACUGCACCGGCACAAACAGCCGCUGUGAUCUCAGCACACUGGAGUGCGGGACAAAGUACAACGUCACCAUCACACCUUCCAGGAAUGGAUGUGUGGGCAGAGACAGCCCCACACAGGAGAUCACAACAGUUCCCUGCGGACCAACAAUCUCUGAGGUGGAGAUCGACUGCCUGACAAACACAACCUGGCUGAUGUACGAGGAGUCUGCGGGGGCGGAAGGCUACGUCGCCACGGUGACAGACAACCUGGGCGACGAGGAGAUAUUUGAGUGUAACGUCAUAUCGGAGGGGCUGUGUGCUGUGCCGCAGCUGAAGUGCAGCAAGAACCUCACGGUGACUCUGAGGGCCGGCGACCAGCAGUGCUCCAGUCCCCCCAGCAACGCUGUCAUAACAGAGACAGCUCCCUGCACCCCUCAGGACGUGCAGAAUUCACUGGGCUGCGACAACGCCACGAUCAGCAUCUCCUGGUCGGCCGUUCCCGGUGCGGUAGUGUACACGGCCACUCUGGAGGAGAUAAAUGGAAACACCACCUGCUGCACCACAUCGGACACCGGCUGUGACAUCACUGAUCUGCCGUGUGGAGAAUUUUACUUCCUGCACGUCAGAGCCGAAGGACGAAUCUGCAACAGCUCCCAGAGUGAGGCGGAUAUCACCAGGACAGCACCGUGUGUUCCUCAGAACCUUCAAGCCAGUCUGAGCUGCAGCGACAACGUGGCCUCCAUGUCGUGGGACUACAGCAAAGGGGGGCAGCUGUACCGAGUGACAGCGGUGAACGCUAACGGUCACGAAGAACAGUGCAUGUCCCAUCUGAACCGGUGCGAGCUGACAGGCCUGCACUGUGGAGAACUCUACACCGCUACUGUGACAGCAGAGGACAUAGACUGCCAGAGCAAACCGAGUGAAAGUGUGAAGAUCAAGACGGCGCCAUGCACCCCUGCUAACAUGUCCUCCGUGGUGGACUGUGAAGCCAAUUCUCUGAGUGUGUCCUGGUCUGAGAGUCCAGGAGCUGACUCCUACGUCGCCACAGUGCAGGACAGCAGCGGUCAGACCACAACCUGCCAGGCCAUGACCGAGAGCUACUGCAAUGUGACGGGACUCGGCUGCGGGCAGAUCUACCACGUCUUCAUGGUGUCCUCUGACGGAUACUGCGACAGCCCGCCCACUCCCGUGGUUGACACAGCUGCAGUUCCCUGUGAACCAUUAAAUAUCAGGGCAGUGUUUGACUGCUAUAUGGAGACGGCCUCGGUGGUGUGGUCCCCGAGCGAUGGAGCUCAGUCGUACAUGGUGUCGGCCGUCUCCGCGUCAGGUCACGUUGACACCUGUGACACCAACACCACCUCCUGUGAUCUGGAAGGGCUGAGCUGUGGGCAGAGCUACUCCGUGUCUGUCGAAGCUGUGGGACAGACCUGCAGCAGCAUCGGUCACAUGACGGGACAGCUGGUUACUGGGCCGUGCAUCCCUGAACAAAUCAGCACUCAGUACAGCAUAACCAUCGGCCAGGUGCUGUGGGACAUGUCUGCUGGUGCUGGUUACUACACAGUGGCGGGCGUAACAGAGCAGGGCCUCACUGUCUCCUGCAGGACGAAUGACACCUACUGUGCCUUGUAUAACUUAGGGUGUGGUCAGGUCUACAACAUCAGUGUCACAGCAAACAACCACGUGUGCCAGGACGUGUCCGUUUCGACAGAACAAGUUGAGAUUGCAACAGAGCCUUGCCCCCCCAACAACGUGGGGACCAGUGUUAACUGUCAGAGCAACGUUGGGACCGUGUCGUGGGAGACCAGCUUUGGUGCGGUGGGCUACACGGCCCAUCUUGCUGGGCGGAAUGGCGACUCCCUCUACUGCUACACCACUGAAACUUUCUGCAACAUAGAAGAUCUCCACUGCGGAGUCGUCUACUACACCGACGUCAUGGCCACCGGAAAGACCCUCAACAGCAGUUCUUCCACCACCGUUUGGCUGGUUGCAGCUCCCUGUGCGGCUGAGAAUGUGAUGGCUGACUUGGACUGUGACAACAGCACAGCAGAAAUCUCCUGGAGCCCGGCCGACGCAGCCAGCUCCUACGCAGCGACUGCCGUGGCAGCUGAUGGCUACCGAGCGUCGUGUGAGACCACUGAGGACCGGUGUGAGCUCACGGAGCUGCAGUGUGGUCAGACGUAUAAUGUCAGCCUGACAACCAUCAGCGACCACUGUCAAACUGAGGGACACACCAACGUCACCUUCACCACACGCCCCUGUAAACCUGUACGCGUCGGAGUGGACCUGCAGUGUGGGACGAGCACGGCCAACUUCUUCUGGGAGGAAAGAGAAGAUGUGGAGCUCUACCUGGCGACCGCCACCUGCAGCAUGGGAACACUGAAGUGCAACUCCACCAACUCCACCUGCCGGUUCCCUAACCUGCAUUGCGGGGAGACCUAUGAAUUCUCUGUGACUGCAUAUGACAACAUGUGUUUCAGUGAAACCAGCAGCACUGUAGAGAUUCAGACGGAACCCUGCCAGCCAACGGGCCUGAAGGUCAAUGGGUCGUGUUACAAUGACACGGUGGUGUUGGAUUGGUCGGCAGCUUUAGGAGCAUCAGUGUACGUGGUGACGGCGACGGGAGACCUGGGAUACGUCACGUCCUUCCAAACCAAUGAGACAAUGAUAGAGGCUGAGCUGCCCUGCGGACAACUGUUUACCUUCACCGUGAAGUCCCAGGAUGAUCGAUGUGACAGCUCCGUGAGUCUGCCCGAAGAAUUCAAGACAGGCCCCUGUGUCCCCGAGAAUGUGCAGAGCUUUACACGCUGUGAGGACAGUCUGGGCUCGGUCAGCUGGGCCCUGAGCGACGGAGCAGAGUCCUACUUGGCCCUUGCGACGGCAGAGGACGGCCACACACACAUGUGUGUCACAAACACCAGCAGCUGCACCUGGGAUGACCUGCACUGUGGAGAGACGUACACCGUUCACGUCAUCGCCAACGACUACAUGUGCAGCAGCCUGCCAAGCAACAGCACCUCAAUACGGAUGGGACCGUGUGUACCCCAGAACUUGGAAUCGUCUCUGAACUGCUCGAUAAAGGUGGGAUCACUGACCUGGAAUGCCAGUGAAACUGCAGAGUUGUACAUCGUGACUGCAGAGACCAGCGGCGGCCACAAAGUGCAGCUCAGCACAAACGACACCUGGACUUUCAUCUCCGAGUUCCUGUGCGGCCAGGAGUACUUCCUGUCUGUUCAGGCGGUGGACUCUGAGUGCACAAGUCAACCCAGUCCGCCCUCAGUGCUUAAGUCAGAGCCCUGCCCACCCACUGACGUCUCCAGCUUCGUGAACUGUGUCUCUAACAUCGCCGUGGUGUCGUGGACCGGUUCGGCCGGGGCAGAGUUCUACAUCGCCACGGUAACAAUGGAAGAUGCCCAGUCAAUCGCCUGCUGGUCUGACAGCAACGAGUGCGGCAUGCCCAACCUCGUCUGUGGUCAGAACUACUCAGUCACCGUCAUCGCCUCCAACGGGGAUUGCAACUCUGACCCCAGUGAGGUCGACAUCCUGACGUCAGUGCCUUGUAUUCCUGCUGAUGUGGAUGUGGUGAUGGACUGUUCCGAAAAUGAAGCUGUGGUGUCCUGGAGUGCCAGCAGGGGGGCUCUGUCCUACAUGGUGUUGGCUCAGAGCACACAGGGACACUUCUCCUCCUGUGAUACUUCAGAUCUGACGUGCACUCUGACCAACCUGACGUGUGGACAGACCUACAUGGUCCAGACAACGGCGAAAGAUAAUAUCUGCUCGAGUUUGCCCAGCCCACUUAUAGAGUUCAAAUCAGCUCCCUGCACACCCAACAUCGGCUCAGUGAUUGUGGACUGCUUCACCAACUCGGCCCUCCUGGACUGGGCCUUCGCAGAAGGUGCCGUGGAGUACACGGCAACAGCCCGGUCCUCCAGCGGCCAUAUUUCCACCUGCAGCUCCAACUUCACCAACUGCGAGCUUCAGAACCUGCGGUGCGGACAGAGCUAUAGUGUGAUUGUCGUUGCCUCCAACGAGAACUGCAACAGCCCCCCAAGCUCCAGGUUGCAGGUGGAAUCAGUGCCUUGUCCUCCUGAAGGUGUUGUGGCUGAACUGGACUGCUCCACCAACACAGCCCAGGUUGACUGGCAGUCCAGCAUGGGGGCUGAUUCCUACAUCGUCCAAGCCUUCUCCAUGCAAGGACACGAGUCCGGCUGCGAGACAACCACGCAGUCCUGCAUCCUCCCAGACCUGUCGUGUGGCUGCACCUACAACAUCACUGUGAUUGCUGAUAACAGCGUGUGCAACGUGUCAGCGAGCGGCAUUACACAGAUGAAAGCAGUGCCCUGUGUACCACAGCAGGUGGAAGCCCGGGUGGUUUGUGAGUCCGGUGGCGUGGCCGUCUCUUGGGAGCCAAGCAAAGGGGCGUCAUCAUACACCGCAGUUGCCCAGGGCAACGGUGGCUAUGAAUCAACUUGCAACAGCAACGGGACAACGUGCCUGUUCAGCGACCUGCUGUGUGGCCUCAACUACUCCAUCAGUGUUAACGCUUCGGACGAGACCUGCUCGAGUGCUAGAAGCUCUGAUGUGGAGAUCAACACAUUGCCGUGUGCACCGCAGGGAGUAACAGCGGAGAUGUUCUGCAGUAAUGACACAGGCGUGGUGUCGUGGGAAGAAGAAGAGGGCGUGUCCUCCUACAGUGUGCAAGCCUUCGGGCCCGACGGUCACAGGACUGAGUGCAACAGCACGGAAACCAGCUGUCAGCUACCCAGCCUGCAUUGCGGUCAGCUCUACAACGUGACACUGACAGCUCAGGAUGGAGAGUGUGACAACAGUGUCGCUCACCUCGACCUGCAGUCAGUGCCUUGCACACCCACUUAUGUCAAGGCCGCUCUGCUGUGCCAUUCAAACUCUGCUGCGGUGACGUGGGAGCGAGCCAGCGGAGCAGUGUCCUAUCUGGCAGUGGCUGUCAGCGCAGACGGAAGUCACCAGACUGAGUGUAACAACACCGUGACUCACUGUGACCUGGACGAGCUGCAGUGUGGACAGACCUACAACGUGAGCGUGUUCGCCCAGGACGAGUCUUGUUCAAGCAUGGAGAGCAGCAGGUCUUACGUGCAGACAGCCCCGUGUGCACCACAGAACGUGACCGUUAAUGCACAGUGUGCUGAAGGAGCCAUAACCGUGUCUUGGUCUCCAAACCCCGAUGUCCAGUACUUCCAUGUGGCGGCGAUGAGCAACACCGGGGCGAGACUCUAUUGUAACUCAAGCAGCACGACUUGCACCCUGAACAAUCUACCGUGUGGACAGCACUACAACGUCACUGUGCUGUCCGUCAGAGAUGACUGUGAAAGCCAGCCGAGCGCUUUGGUCAGAACCUCCUCAGCUCCGUGCAUGCCCAGAAACCCUGAGAGCCACCUGGACUGCAUAUCAAACUCAGCCUGGGUGACUUGGGAUGACGCAGACGGAGCCCUCAGCUAUUUUGUGUUGGCGGAAGAGAUGAACGGACACAACUCCAGCUGCACGACCACCUCCUCUCCUUGCGAGGUCCCGGAUCUGAAAUGUGGGACGCGCUACACCCUCUCCCUCAAAGCCAUGAACGAGCACUGCCGCAGCAAUCACAGCUCCACCUUUGAGCUGGUGACAGGUCCUUGUGCUCUGACGUCCAUCAGUGCAGCGAUAGAAUGCAACAAUGACACCAUCCUGGUUGAAUGGGAGAACACAGUGAACACAACCCUGUACGUGGUGACGGCAGAGGGUCACGACCAAUCCCUCAUCUCCUGUAACAGCUCCUACGAUUCUUGUGUCCUCGAGGAGGCCCGCUGUGGGAUGCACUACAGCAUCAUAGUAUCAGCUUCCUCUAACCGGUGCAGCAACCUCAGAAGUCCACCAAAGAAGAUUAAAACAGCACCUUGUGCACCAGACAACGUGACGGUGGUUCAGUCAUGUGAGGAGAACGGGGUGACGGUGACGUGGGGACACUCCCCUGUGGCCACAUCCUACCAGCUCACAGCCACAGGAAGUGACGGACACGUCUCCAUCUGCAACACCUUCGUGAACAACUGCACCCUGGCUGAUCUGCACUGCGGUCAGUUGUACAGCUUGAGCAUCACGGCCAGCGGAGACAACUGCACCAGCAUGUCCAGCACCUCGUCCUUCAGAUCAGUGCCCUGUCAGCCCUCUGGUCUCACAGUGGACAUGAAGUGUGAGACCAACUCUGCUGUCCUGUCCUGGGAUGCCUCUGAGGGUGCUGUGAAUUAUUACGGCUGUGCGCAGCCUCAGGAAGGAGAUGCGAUCUACUGCGACAGCACUGCUCUCUCCUGCACCUUCGACGACCUGGAAUGUGGAGAAAUGUACAAUUUCUCAGUCGAAGCCUCUGACGGCUUCUGCAACAGCUCGUUCGGUUCACCUCUAACUGAGGGAGCAGUUCCGUGUCCUCCGACUGCUCUGAAUGUCCGGAUGCAGAAAAUAGGCCAGUAUCACUGGGCCUUGACGUCAUGGGACAGCGUCAACUGCUCUGAUGUCGAGUAUCUGGCGGAGAUCGCUGGUCGAAUCCAAGACGACCCACAGGCCGUGAUGGAUGUCUCUUCUUACUGGCUGCCCAGGAGAUACUUUGAGUUCCCGAUGCCGUGCAGCACAACUUAUAACCUGACUGUACGCGCCAGAAACUCCGCUGGGGUCAGCACACCUUCCGCUGCCUUCACUGGGGUCACAGUCCCCUGUCCUCCACAGAACGUCAGAUACAGCGGCAACGCACAGUCCGCUGUUCUGUCCUGGGACUCGUCAGUGUUUGCCUCCACGUACACCGUCUACAAUACCUCGGGAGGAGGCCGCGCCGAGCUUUGCAGCACCGCAACGCUCUCCUGCCCGCUGACGAACUUCAAUUCCAGUGCCACUGAAGUGACGGCGAGCAACGCUGAGGGAGAGAGCAACCCCAACGGAGUUAUCACAGGUCCAGUGGGGUCUCGCAGAAGAAGACAUGUGCGGGACACUCACAACAAUGAUCUUGAAGCUUCGCAGUUUCUGUUUAUGUGAAGUGGACGACACACUCAAAAUUCAGGACCAGAGUGACGCGUCAGUGAUGGCGAGAACCAUGGAAGAGGAUUUUGACGGAGAGACUGAUCUUAAGCCCCGAAUCACCUACUGCCUGGAGGUUACAGCCAAAAAAGAUUCCACCCAAGACAACCACUCCUGCCGACACUGCAGAACCACCGGUGCCUCCUAAUGAAACAGCACGGAUCAAUCUACACUGAACUCAGCAGAAACACCACAACACUGGUUACACUGCAUGUUUGUCUUCUCUGUUCUUUAGCGUCAAUAACAGAUUUGUUACCGGUUCAAUCUCUAAGAACUUUAAGGGGGAAACUGUAAAAAAUAAAGUAAUUACAACUGCAGAGCUAUAACAGAAUUCUUCUCUCUGGGGUACGACUUACACGUCUCAAAUAAAUUAUGAUCAAACCCGAGGAGCACCUUUUAGAUUUGAAUGCUUACGAAUCUUUGUUAGCGAUAGCUUGUAUACAUUCUCAUAAUUGUGGCUGGUAUCAUAGCAACAUGUUGGCUCCAUAGCUGUCUAACAAAGUAUUGCAGAAAUGAUAUAUUUAUCAAAAAUGGUUUUAUUAUGGAGGUAGGUUAUUAGAUUCUCUGGAUGAUUGUGAAACUAACAGGAGGUGGUGUAAACAAAUAAACAGAUCAUUUAUCCAGAAACAUUUUUAAAACCAUGCAGUAUAUUUUCUUUUAAGAUGUAAAAUCUGACUCUGCAUUUUAUGAACAGAUUUCUAUUUUUAGCAAUUCAAAAAAUCUGUGUAUCAUUAAAACACCCCUCUGUGAAAACCGUCUGUGUUUAUUGUUUCUGCCAAUCAUGAUGUUUUUAAAUGACUGUUUUUAAAGCAUAAAAUAACAAAAUCAAAGUUAUAAAAAAUUAACUUGACGUGUGCUUUGACUCUUGAGUUUGGUCCAUGUACCACCCAUUAACAUGGAGGAGGAGAGAUGUGGCCAGUCACGUGACGAGACCUUCUGGCUUCACUUUUUUCGGGAGCUGUCAUGUCGCUCA
This is a messenger RNA of Paralichthys olivaceus (Japanese flounder), 9989 nucleotides long. The record is from RefSeq and is a predicted model, not a curated record. NCBI's taxonomy places the organism in Eukaryota, Metazoa, Chordata, Actinopteri, Pleuronectiformes, Paralichthyidae.